This is a messenger RNA of Mucor velutinosus, 393 nucleotides long. RefSeq lists its product as uncharacterized. The coding region runs from base 1 to 393 and encodes 130 amino acids. The record is from RefSeq and is a predicted model, not a curated record. The transcript has a single exon. NCBI's taxonomy places the organism in Eukaryota, Fungi, Mucoromycota, Mucoromycetes, Mucorales, Mucoraceae.
AUGGCAGCUCUACAUUUAAAUGCUACAGAGGAAGCACUGUUCAUCAUCCUGGCUGUUUUACUAUGCAUUAUCGUCCUUUCGCUGCUUGUAAUCCUGUACCAGAAGAGAAGCUACUUUACUCGACAGCAAGAUCAGCAUGUGUGGCAUGAUUUUAUCAUGAUUGACAGCCCAGAUCAUAUGGUUGCACUGAAGAACAGCGAGAGUCUGUCGUUUGAUAGUCGACGACGAAGAUCAUCUACGCCCAUGUUGAAUCACCACCACCAAACCAACUACAACAUGCCUAAUUGCCAGUUGGCAACCACGCAUACUGAUCUUAUAGCCCAAUACAACAACACGACAAGCACAGCACUCUUACCACAAUCACCAGCGGCUGUUUACCAACAGAAGCAAUAA